This is a messenger RNA of Caenorhabditis angaria, 1042 nucleotides long. The record is from the annotation of a GenBank genome assembly. Lineage: Eukaryota; Metazoa; Nematoda; Chromadorea; Rhabditida; Rhabditidae.
AUGUCUGGAUUGUAUUUCAAUCGCUCAUACUUUACACCUGAAAUUCUAGAACAAUUUGUUUGCAAGCCAUCUGCCCCAUUUUGUCCCUCAACUCAAUCGCCAAUUGAAUCUUCAAAUGAUUUAGGAAUCCCAUUUUUUGUUCCACUUUUCAUCAUAAUUUUUGAUUUUCUGGUGCAAUUCGCCAAUGUUUUAUUGAUUAUCCUCAAAAAAUAUCUGAAAAACAGCUCAUUUUUUGCGAUGUUGUCAGUCAUGUCCAUCUCAAUUUUGAUCCGAUGCAUGUGUUAUUUCAUCUCCGCAUAUCUCACAGUAACAGAGUCAAAAUUAUCACCUCUAUGGCUUGAAAUUUCAAUGUAUUUGGAGUUUAUCUCGGGAUAUUUCUCGAAAUUAAUCAUGUUUUUUAUGUCACUCAAUCGAUGUUUGUGUUUUGUUUCGAAAAAUUGGAAUGAGAUGAUUUUUGAGGGGUUUGUUCAAAUAUUUUGCCUGAACUCACCCAUUUAAUUUUUCCAGGAAUCAUUAUCUUUUCCCUAUUUUUAUCACAAUUAUUCUAUCGAUUUCAGCAUCAAUUUUAAGCAUAAAAACUGCUGAAAUUUACAGAAUUUAUGAUAAAUCUGCAGGUUUUGUCAAUAUUAGUUCUUCUGAAUUCGGCUGGGAAAAUGUGAUCGCUCGAUUAUUCUACGCAUUUCCAAUUCUGGCUACUAUUUCAUAUCUGAUUCUAUUCCUUCAUCUGAAAAAACAAUCGAAAUUAGUUUUUUCAAAAAAUUCACAAAAAGGCGAGCAGAAAGUGUUUACACAAUUAUUGAUCACCGUAGUGUUUUCUGGAAUUAUUUUAUUCUGUUUCGAGAUAUUGAAUAUUUUUGCGGAAAAGUUGGAAUUCUAUUUUCGAAUUUCAUUGAUUAUUUUAUUGAAUGUGGCCAACUUCAUACCUGAAAUUUUAUUGCCAUUGAUUUUCUUGAUUUCGAAUUCGGAAAUUUGUACGAGGAGAAAAGUUGAAGAUCAGAAAAAUAUUGCUCCAAGAUCUAGUACCACAGCUUCAGUUCCUUAA